This is a messenger RNA of Marmota monax (woodchuck), 4061 nucleotides long. It is a transcript of the gene Hace1, whose product is annotated as HECT domain and ankyrin repeat containing E3 ubiquitin protein ligase 1. Lineage: Eukaryota; Metazoa; Chordata; Mammalia; Rodentia; Sciuridae. The transcript has 26 exons. Gene Ontology annotation, molecular function: ubiquitin-protein transferase activity; protein binding. The coding region runs from base 452 to 3145 and encodes 897 amino acids. Gene Ontology annotation, biological process: positive regulation of protein catabolic process; protein polyubiquitination; proteasome-mediated ubiquitin-dependent protein catabolic process. The record is from RefSeq and is a predicted model, not a curated record. Gene Ontology annotation, cellular component: nucleus.
AGUCCAGAAAAAGAGCCCCGGCCGCGGUGGAGCGGCGGCCGCUGUAGGAACCUCGCGAGCUGAGGUGGCUGCGGGUGGUCCCCCGCGCUGGUGGUCUGUAUAGAAGCAGAGGGUCCUGGAACCAGGACGCAGCUCCGAGCCUCUGUCACAGUCACGGGUGCUGGCCGGGGGGAUUCCACUUCUCUGCCCACUGGCCGGGCCUGGGGCGGGAUGUAGGGCGCUGGCGCGAAGGCCGCCGGCGCAGCACGGCGAUCCCGUAGGACGCGCCGAGGAUGGAGAGAGCGAUGGAACAGCUUAACCGCCUGACGCGCUCGCUUCGACGCGCUCGCACCGUGGAGUUGCCGGAGGGAUCUUGCUAAGUUGCUGAGGCUGUCUUUGAACUUUUGAUCCUCCUGCCUCAGCGUCCUGAGUUGCUAGGAUUAAAGAUAAUGAAACUGCAGUUUACACAUUAAUGCCAAUGGUUAUGGCUGAUCAACACAGGUCUGUUUCUGAACUACUGUCAAAUUCAAAAUUUGAUGUCAAUUAUGCAUUUGGACGUGUGAAAAGAAGCUUGCUUCACAUUGCAGCAAAUUGUGGAUCAGUGGAAUGCUUGGUUUUGCUGUUAAAGAAAGGAGCAAAUCCUAACUAUCAAGAUAUUUCAGGCUGUACACCUCUUCAUUUGGCAGCUAGAAAUGGGCAGAAGAAAUGUAUGAGUAAAUUAUUAGAAUACAGUGCUGAUGUCAACAUUUGUAAUAAUGAAGGCCUUACAGCAAUACACUGGCUGGCUGUGAAUGGGCGGACAGAAUUGCUCCAUGACCUCGUGCAACAUGUCAGUGAUGUCGAUGUUGAGGAUGCGAUGGGGCAGACAGCACUGCAUGUGGCCUGCCAGAAUGGGCACAAAACAACAGUGCAAUGCUUGCUAGACAGUGGUGCUGAUAUUAACAGGCCAAAUGUGUCAGGAGCCACUCCAUUGUACUUUGCUUGCAGUCAUGGUCAGAGAGAUACAGCACAGAUUCUUCUAUUACGAGGAGCCAAAUAUUUGCCAGAUAAAAAUGGAGUAACCCCUCUGGAUUUAUGUGUACAGGGUGGAUAUGGAGAGACUUGUGAAGUAUUAAUUCAGUAUCAUCCUAGGCUUUUUCAGACUAUUAUUCAAAUGACACAGAAUGAAGACCUCCGAGAAAACAUGCUACGGCAAGUUCUGGAGCAUUUGUCUCAGCAAAGUGAAAGCCAGUAUCUAAAGAUUCUAACAAGCCUUGCUGAAGUUGCUACAACAAAUGGUCACAAGCUGCUUAGCCUAUCUAGCAAUUAUGAUGCUCAAAUGAAGAGCCUUUUAAGGAUUGUGAGGAUAUUUUGUCAUGUCUUUCGAAUUGGCCCUUCCUCCCCCAGUAAUGGAAUCGAUAUGGGUUACAAUGGGAACAAAACUCCAAGAAGCCAGGUGUUCAAGCCUCUGGAAUUGCUUUGGCACUCAUUAGAUGAAUGGCUAGUUUUAAUAGCUACAGAAUUGAUGAAAAACAAAAAGGACUCAACAGAUAUCACUUCUAUUUUACUGAAACAAAAAGGCCAAGAUCAAGAUGCCACUUCCAUUCCACCAUUUGAACCUGGGAGCUAUGAAAAUCUAUCCACUGGCACAGGGGAAUCUAAACCAGAUGCUCUUGCAGGGAAACAGGAAGCCAAUGCAGAUUGUCAGGAUGUUAUUUCUAUGACAGCCAACCGGCUAAGUGCUGUCAUUCAAGCUUUUUACAUGUGCUGUUCUUGUCAGAUGCCUCCAGGAAUGACUUCACCCCGUUUUAUUGAAUUUGUCUGCAAACAUGAUGAAGUUUUAAAAUGUUUUGUUAACAGAAAUCCUAAAAUUAUUUUUGACCACUUUCACUUUCUCCUUGAAUGUCCUGAGUUGAUGUCAAGAUUCAUGCAUAUCAUAAAAGCACAGCCAUUUAAAGAUCGCUGUGAAUGGUUCUAUGAACAUUUGCAUUCAGGACAACCAGAUUCAGACAUGGUGCACAGGCCAGUAAAUGAAAAUGACAUUCUGCUGGUUCACAGAGAUUCUAUUUUUAGGAGUAGCUGUGAAGUUGUAUCAAAAGCAAAUUGUGCAAAGCUAAAACAAGGGAUUGCUGUACGAUUCCAUGGAGAAGAAGGCAUGGGUCAAGGCGUUGUGCGAGAGUGGUUUGAUAUUCUGUCUAAUGAGAUAGUCAAUCCUGAUUAUGCAUUGUUUACCCAGUCAGCGGAUGGAACAACUUUUCAGCCUAAUAGCAACUCCUAUGUAAAUCCUGAUCACUUGAACUAUUUCCGGUUUGCUGGCCAGAUCUUGGGAUUAGCUUUGAACCAUAGGCAGUUGGUCAAUAUUUACUUCACACGAUCAUUCUACAAACACAUUCUUGGUAUUCCUGUAAAUUACCAAGAUGUAGCAUCCAUUGAUCCAGAAUAUGCCAAAAAUUUGCAGUGGAUUUUAGAUAAUGAUAUUAGUGAUCUAGGUCUAGAAUUAACUUUUUCUGUUGAAACUGAUGUGUUUGGAGCAAUGGAAGAGGUGCCUUUGAAACCUGGGGGUGGAGGUAUUCUUGUGACACAAAAUAACAAAGCAGAGUAUGUCCAGCUUGUUACUGAACUUCGAAUGACAAGAGCCAUUCAGCCUCAGAUCAAUGCUUUUUUACAGGGCUUUCAUAUGUUUAUUCCACCUUCUCUCAUACAGCUUUUUGAUGAAUAUGAAUUGGAGAUGUUGAAGGCCUGUCUUCUUCCUGUAAGAAUAUUCCACAUUACUCCUGAAAUUUUUAUUUGGCCAUAUCAAGAGCUACUGCUUUCUGGCAUGCCAGAAAUUGAUGUGAGUGAUUGGAUAAAAAAUACAGAAUACACAAGUGGCUAUGAAAGAGAAGAUCCAGUUAUUCAGUGGUUCUGGGAAGUUGUAGAAGACAUUACUCAAGAGGAGAGAGUUCUUCUUUUGCAGUUUGUUACUGGCAGUUCCAGGGUCCCGCAUGGUGGGUUUGCUAAUAUCAUGGGUGGAAGUGGAUUGCAAAACUUUACAAUUGCUGCUGUGCCAUAUACCCCAAAUCUUUUACCAACUUCAAGCACAUGCAUCAACAUGCUCAAGUUACCUGAAUAUCCAAGUAAAGAAAUACUCAAGGACAGACUUCUUGUGGCACUACAUUGUGGCAGCUAUGGUUACACAAUGGCAUAAUGGAGUCCAGAAGACCCAUCUGACUACUGAUGCACAAUUCAGAGUGGCAGAAUCAAUUUAGAAAACUGUCAACAGAAAAGCAGCCUAAAUGCAACCCAUAGGCAGGGCUGAUGCUUAAAAUUUAUAAAGGAUCAAGUUUUCUGUUUUCUUUCUCUUUUCCCAUUUAUGUUUUCUCUGUGAUACAGUUUGAGAAUAUAAAAAUCACAGUAGACUUCAUUUUAAAAAUGUUAAUUGGAAGUAGAAACUUUUUUUUCCCUAUUUCUUUAAUCUGAUUUAAGAUUUUGUUAAGGCAAAAUCUUAUUCUACAUUCCACAUCUGCUAUGUAACUGUACUGUUAAAAGGGUAUUUUCUCUUAUUUUCUUAUAUAUUAAAUUAUAUGAGGACAUCCAACUGGUAUGUUCUAUUGCAUGUAAAGUGCCAUAUAUAUUUUGGAAAACUAUUGUAUAGAAUGGAUUAAUUUAGAUUGUGUAUAAAGUUACAAAUAUGUAUUUUCCCACGUUGUAUCUAUAUUGCAAUGAUUUUUUUUUAGCUUUUUAGUAUUUUAAUAUAUAAUAUAAAAUUUAGGCUGAUUAAUAACAAACAGCUGAUGAAAUUAAAUCUGAUUUAUAUAUUAGAGCUUAGACUAUAUUAUGAAUUAUUUGCAUUUUUCCAUGGUCAGUUUUCACAUGUACAAUAUUGUGGCUUUGAAGUUUUUCUUAUGCCUUAUUUUAAUUUGUAAUGAAGGUAAAAUUAAAAUAUAGUAUUUUACUGUAUUUCUUUACGUUUGUCUAUAAACUCUGAUGGCAUAUUUGAAGAAGUAAUCUGUUCUGUAGAUUACAAUUUAAGUAUGUAAUGUUUUAUUUUUUAAGUUUGCUUUUUGUAAUUGAAAUGUUUUGCUCAAAUGAAAUGCCUAAAUACAGAACAUUGGGUUUUUGAA